AUGAUGUUAUAUCGACAUGAAGAUGAUAAAAUACGCCGAUAUGAAGAAAGUGAUAAAAUAAUUUUUUCAUACGAUUGGUUAAUUAAAGACUUUAAACAACUUUACAAAAAUGAAAAAAAUAAUGUGGUACUUUUCAACGACUUCAUUUCUCCUCCAUCAACAACGAUGAACACGAUAAAGGAUCCGAAUAUUAAACUUUCUGAUCCUGGUACACUUUGGCGACUUAAGCUUGAACUGUUUAACGAACAAGGUUACCUAUCUUUAUUCAUUUUAUAUUGUCCAAACAGAUUUGACGAUGACAAUGACAUCUACUCUAGACUGGUCAGAAUUGGUUUUGAAUUGUUUAUCAACGAUUCAACUAAUAAGGCGAAUCUGAUUAAAUCCUAUCCGCCGUAUGCACAUUUCAUACGUAAAACCAACGAAAAUCCUUGUUAUGGAAUUCAACAGUUUUGUGGUUCUAAAAUAAUCUUUGAUGACAACUCGAUUCACGAUAUGCACAUAUUGAUCCGAACAAAUUUUUAUUGUCCAAAUUUUGGAAUAACCGGCAUCCCGAUUAUUCAUCCCAAAUUCCUUACUUCAUUUGGAUCGGAGUUUAACAAUGAAGAAUUCUCUGAUAUCAUUUUUUUGUUGGAUUGUCAUAAUCGAAUUCAUGCCUCGAAUUUAAUCCUUGGGUUAAGAUCCGCUUUUUUUAAAAGAUGUUUUAAUAAAAAUCGGAUGCCUCAAACGGUCAAAAUUCAGAACGUUCGAUAUGAACAUUUUAACUUCUUGAUCUACUUUAUUUAUACGGGGAAACUACCUGAAAAUUCGGUUUUAUCAUGGGAUGCUUCAAAAAAUUUGAUCAGGUUGGCAAAUAUGUAUGAAGUGAAAGAGCUGGAAGAAUUUAUAGCAAUGGAGAUGGAAAAGAUGAUAAAUAUUGACGUAUGGGAUGAGAUUCUUCAGAUUUCUUGGAGAAUUGAAAACGAAAAGCUGAAAGCAAGUGUGUUAAAUUAUAUCCGUCAAAACUGGAAUCAUCUUGUGAAAACAAAAAAAAUGACCGAGUUGCUAUCAUGUAAUGAUAGUGACAAGGUAAAUGAAUUGUCAUCUUGCGGUAAUAACGAAAUCAGGGAAAUGAAUAAUAAUAAUGAGAUAGUAAAUGAAUUGUGUUCAGAAACCGGUCGAUUAGAUAUUUAG
Messenger RNA from Cetraspora pellucida, 1170 nucleotides. NCBI's taxonomy places the organism in Eukaryota, Fungi, Glomeromycota, Glomeromycetes, Diversisporales, Gigasporaceae. The record is from the annotation of a GenBank genome assembly.